AUUCACGUCACUUCGCCACUAUAAUACACACACACACACACACACACACAAACCAAAAUCAAUGAGGCUCGGACUGCCAACUCUUCCAGGAAGGUAUUAACCAUCACCUGGCCACCAUGUAGUUCCUGAACCUGUAGUGUAGGGAAACACAAUCAGGAUCGUGAGAAGUAUCAGUGGGCUUUUCGCGUGGACGGAGAUGGGUUUGUAGAAUCCUCCUCGAGCUCGCGUCGAUUCGAAACAGCAAAGUCGGAUGCUCGUAUUUCCGCUUGGGUCGCUUCGCGGAAAAACAAGGGGGAAGGAAAAGUGGGAACGGGAGAACUUCCUGAAUUCGAGCGAGACAUGUCCGAGUCUCCUUUACAACUCAACAUUAAGCAGGAGAGGAGCGCAUUCAGUCCCUCUGCCAGUCCACUGCCAAAUUCCACUUCCUCUCCAGGCCAUGGCGCUUCGUCUCUGACUAAUGCCAAGACAGAGGAAGAGCCGGCCAGACUGCCCGGACACCUGCGUCUGCAGCCGGUGUUCUGGAGCAGAGAGGAUGUAGUUCAGUGGCUGCGCUGGGCCGAGCGCGAGUUCGCUCUCCGACCCAUCUCCAGCGGAAGUUUUCAGAUGAACGGCAAAGCUCUCCUGCUGCUCACCAAGGAGGACUUCCGCUACCGAUCGCCCCAUUCAGGAGAUGUUCUUUAUGAGCUCUUGCAACAUAUCCUGAAGCAGAGGAAGCCCCACUCGUCCUUUCCCAACACCUAUUACCCUGGAAACUCCUUUCACUCUCUGCCUGACGCAGCGCUGCAACACCAUAAACUUGAGGAAACGGUACUAAGAACCCCCCGAAGCACAGAUACCCACCCGCUCCAACCUCCCACCAUCGAGCUCCGUCAUCGAUCGCGCUCUCCACGGCGUUCGCCCGCCAUUGUCACGCAUGUCCACCUUGCCUCAGCCGAGGACCUCCAGCCCGUGCCCUCGCAGUUACCCGACAGCAACAACCACCUCCCCGAGGACCUCUACCCUCUAUCGGUGUCCCCCGCCGCCCCCAACGGCCACCACGCCCAGCGCCCGGCCAGCCCGUGCCAGGAGGAAGUGGUGCCUCCUCGGGUCAUCCAGCUGAUGCCUAGUGCCAUCAUGCACCCCCUGUUGCUCAGUCCCGGACGAGGAGCGGUGCCCGGAGAAUUCCGACAAGGCCGGACGUCUGCCCCAGAGAACGGACGUGAGGGCAAAAGCCAUCAUCAUCAUCAUCACCACCAUAAUCACCACCACCAUAACCAUCACGGCGCUUCGCACACCGCACUGAGCCUGGCAGCACAGCAGCAGACACACCAGCAGGAAGAGGUCCGCUUUAGGAACCAGAUGCUGAUGCCCGUGUCGCCUCCUGAGGAGCAGGGGGUGCCCAUCGGACGCAUCGCUGAUUGCAGACUGCUGUGGGAUUACGUGUACCAGCUCCUUUCAGACAGCCGCUACGAGAACUACAUCCGCUGGGAGGAUCGUGACACCAAAGUGUUCAGAAUCAUCGACCCCAAUGGCCUGGCUAGACUGUGGGGAAACCAUAAGAACAGGACCAACAUGACGUAUGAGAAGAUGUCGAGAGCACUAAGACACUAUUACAAGCUGAACAUCAUCAGGAAAGAGCCUGGCCAGAGGCUGCUGUUCAGGUUCAUGAAAACCCCCGAUGAGAUCAUGAGCGGCCAGACGGACCGCCUGGAACAUCUCGAGUCAGACACGGAUGAUCAAAUCUACAUCAAAGAGGAGUGCUGAGCGCUGAACAGUCACAGAGAUGAUGAACUUUUUAAAGCCGUAGAUGCCUCGCCAAUGUUCUGCCACCGUGUUCACCUGCAGAUCCCCAACCCCACCGCCAAUCCUCACCCCAUUCCCCCACCCCAUCCUGCACACCAAGACGUCGCUCAUUAUAAUAAAACGGGAGCCAACAUCGUUUUCCUUCACUGUUAUUUGUUUUCGUUGUUGUAUUUUUUUACACGCUGAAUCAUUAAUAAUCAUAUCCUUCAUUUUUUUUUUUCUUCUCCGCUUCCGAACUUCAGUAUGACAAUCAUUUAGAUGAAUAAUAAAUACUCCUCCGAAUCGACGCUUUCAAAUUCCUGGCACAAUGAAUGAUUUCGUACUUUUCAGUGACUUUUUUUUUUUUUUUUUUUUUUUUAAGGCGCGUUCAAAAAACACAAACGGGAAAGUUUGUGCGAACGUGUUACACAAGAGAUUAAUUCAAGAAUAAAUUUUAAUGACUCA
Molecule: messenger RNA, 2226 nt
Organism: Silurus meridionalis
Lineage: Eukaryota; Metazoa; Chordata; Actinopteri; Siluriformes; Siluridae
Gene: etv6
Product: ETS variant transcription factor 6
Exons: 8
Coding region: 340-1743 (467 amino acids)
Biological process (GO): regulation of transcription by RNA polymerase II; cell differentiation
Cellular component (GO): nucleus
Molecular function (GO): sequence-specific DNA binding; DNA-binding transcription factor activity, RNA polymerase II-specific
Source: RefSeq, a predicted model, not a curated record